AUGGAUUUCAAGAGAAAGUCGAGCCCUACACAAACGUUGGUCGAUUCUGAUGACGACGAGCCUAUUGGGGUGCUCUUAAAGAAAAAAAGCACAAAAAUUUUCAAAAAAGCCAAGCUGAUUGAAGAUGGUGGUGAAAGCCUGGCCAAAGGGCUCGAGAAGAUGACCCCUGAGAAGGAUGAACAUGCUGGCAUGGAUGACACGCUAGCAAUUUUUAGGCAAAAAUUAAGGGGACCCAAAAACAAAGUUGGGUGCGAUAUAGCUGUUGGGAAAAAAAUGAGCAUCAACGGGAUGGAGGCACCAUGCCAGUUUAUUGAUGAGCCAAUUGGGAAGGAUACCCAAUUGUUGGAUGAUGGGCCGAAGAAGAAUUCAAGUGCUGGCUCAGAGUCUCCUGUUCGGAUAUCCAAGUCCGAUAGUUCAUCUAAAGAUGCCAAAACCGAGGAUUCUACUUUGCCUACUGCGGGUGAAAUGUCUCCUUCCAGUUUGCGAACGUGUCCCGUGGACAUCAGUCUUGAGAUGGACAUGGAUUUAGAUCUUUCCACUAGAAUACAGAUUCAACGUCCAUCUAGAGACCAUGCUGGAAAUGGAAAAGCAGCAGCUGUAGCGGCUGGGCUGAAAGCUCGUGCAGCUGGGCCCCUAGAGAAAAUAAAAUUUAAGGAAGUCUUGAAGCACAAAGGUGGACUUCAAGAAUAUUUGGAGUGCAGGAACCAUAUUUUGAGUGUAUGGAACAAAGAUGUCAACCGCAUUUUACUACUGGAGGACUUUGGUGUGUCGGAGGCUCCAUUGGCGGGUGAAAGCAAACGUGAUUCUCUGAUUAGAGAUAUCUUCACCUUCCUCGAUCAAUGUGGCUGUAUAAAUUUUGGAGUGCUUUCUGGAAGGGAGAAUAUGGAUAGCUGCCUCAAGCCUGAUGCAGAACUUCCAACAGAGGAGCGACACAGAAUCAACUCUGCUGGUACAGAGGAUUUGAAUACAAUUCCUCCCAGUAAAGAUGAGAACCACAAAACUACUACUGAUGCACAGCCAGAUUUACUCAGCCCCGAGCAAGCAGUGCGUGGUAGAUUGUCAGACUCCAUGGAUGAACCAUUUAGUCAUGCACAGUAUGACUCUAAACCAAAAAGGAAUAUAAUUGUUAUAGGGGCAGGUCCUGCUGGCUUAACUGCAGCACGGCACUUGCAACGCCAAGGUUUCAGUGUUACGGUGCUCGAGGCUAGAAGCAGAGUAGGAGGCCGCGUUUUUACGGACCGUUCGUCUUUGAGUGUCCCUGUAGAUCUUGGAGCCAGCAUCAUUACAGGUGUGGAGGCUGAUGUGGCUACCGAAAGAAGACCUGAUCCUUCAUCGCUGAUCUGUGCUCAGUUGGGCCUUGAGUUGACUGUGUUAAACAGCGAAUGUCCGUUAUAUGAUACUGUGACAGGAGAGAAAGUUCCUGCAGAUCUGGAUGAAGAACUGGAAGCAGAAUAUAAUGGACUACUUGAUGACAUGGAAAUCCUGGUUGCUGAGAAGGGGGACCAUGCGAUGAAGAUGUCUUUAGAGGAAGGCUUAGAAUGUGGGCUCAAAAGACGUCGUAUGGCCCAAUCUGAUCGAGAUGAUAUGAAAACUAUACCUGUUAAAUCUCGAGAAGCUUCUGGUUUGAGUCCUCUUGAGAGGAGAGUCAUGGAUUGGCAUUUUGCUCACUUGGAGUAUGGUUGUGCUGCUUUGCUUCAAGAAGUUUCACUUCCAAACUGGAAUCAGGAUGAUGUCUAUGGAGGAUUUGGUGGCGCCCAUUGUAUGAUUAAAGGGGGAUACAGUGCUGUUGUUGAAUCUCUUGCUGAAGGAAUUUGCAUUCACUUGGACCAUGUUGUCACAGACAUUACAUAUCACACAAGGGACUGUGAUGCAGAUGAUAAGUUGCAUAGGAAGGUUAAAGUUUCAACUUCAAAUGGCAAGGAGUUUUCGGGGGAUGCAGUCUUGGUGACAGUGUCACUUGGGUGUUUGAAAGCCGAGAAUAUUAAAUUUUCACCCCCAUUGCCUCAAUGGAAGCACUUAUCCAUCAAAAGGCUUGGGUUUGGCGUUCUAAACAAGGUUGUCCUAGAAUUUCCUGACGUCUUUUGGGAUGAUGCCAUCGAUUACUUUGGUGCCACUGCUGAAGAUAGAGAUCAGCGAGGUCGGUGUUUUAUGUUCUGGAAUAUCUCGAAAACAGUUGGUGCGCCUGUUCUUAUAGCUUUGGUUGUUGGUAAGGCUGCCAUAGAUGAUCAAAGUACAAGUUCUUCCGGUAAUGUUAGUCAUGCUUUACUUGUUCUUCGGAAACUAUUUGGAGAAGAUAAAGUCUCUGAUCCAGUUGCAGCAGUAGUGACUGACUGGGGCCGAGAUCCUUACAGCUAUGGUGCUUACUCAUAUGUUGCUGUUGGAUCAUCCGGGGAAGAUUAUGAUAUUCUGGGAAGACCGGUAGAGAACUGUUUGUUCUUUGCUGGUGAGGCCACGUGUAAGGAGCACCCAGACACUGUUGGUGGCGCAAUGAUGAGUGGUCUGCGAGAGGCUGUACGCAUUAUUGAUAUAAUGAAUACAGGAACUGAUCACAUUGCUGAAGUUGAGGCCAUGGAGGCUGCAAGAAGACAUUCAGACAUUGAGAUGAGUGAAGUAAAGGACAUUAUCAGGAGGCUUGAUGCUGUGGAGUUCUCUAGUGCUUUGUAUAGGAAGUCUUCGGAAGGGUCUCGAGUUUCUAGCUGGGGCUCGAUGCUGAAGGAUAUGUUCUUCACUGCGAAAACAACUGCCGGCAGAUUGCAUCUAGCAAAAGAGCUGUUAAGCAUUCCUGUUGGGUUUUUGAAAACGUUUGCUAGCACCAAAGAAGGGCUCAGCACCCUUAACACAUGGAUUCUGGAUUCCAUGGGGAAGGAUGGAACUCAACUUUUGCGCCAUUGUGUCCGUCUACUUGUACUUGUUUCAAAUGAUCUGGCUGCAGUCCGCUUAUCAGGUGUAGGAAAAACUGUGAAACAAAAGGUCUGUGUGCAUACCAGUCGCGAUAUACGUGCCAUAGCCUUUCAACUUGUGCGCGUGUGGGUUGAACUUUUCCGUAAGGAGAAGGCUGCUAAAGGAGGGCUUAAGUUGCUUAGACAGUCAAAUAGUCUGGAUUCGAAGAGCAAGUCUCCACUAGCUUCUGGCAAACCACGUCAUUCCAAUGCUUCUUCAACUGCUGGACAUCAGCUGCAGUCUAAUACAAGCGAUAGAAAAAUGGAUGACAGCCCCAUUAAAUUGGAAGCAAAAAUACUCCUGAACAUGGAAGAAGAUGGUCUUGAGGUUCCCAUGUCUGAAGAAGAAAAGGCUGCCUUUGCUGCUGCAGAAGCAGCUCGUGCUGCAGCCAUUGCUGCUGCCAGGGCAUUAGCUGCAUCUGGUGCCCGAAAUGCUUCACUACAGGCCCCCAAGAUUCUGUCAUUUCAUAAAUUCGCCAUGCGGGGGCAGAACACUCACAUGGACGAGCCCGACAGUAGAAAGCACUGGCCCGGUGCCUCAAUAGGAAGGCAAGAGUGCUUACCUGAAACAGAUUCCAGAAACUGUCGGGUGGUAGAUUGGUCUGCUGAUUUCUCUGCUGCCGGUGGCCACCUAGACACUUCCAGAAUCUCAGUCGAUAACUGCUCACAAAAGGCCCACUCAAAUUCGAUCUCUGCUAGUCGUCAGUCAAACUUCAGAGAACACUCUGGCGAAAAUAUCGCUGUAGAUAGCAGCUUUCUUACUAAAGCUUGGGUUGAUAGUGCCGGUAGUGAAGGGAUCAAAGACUACAGUGCAAUCGAGAGAUGGCAAUGCCAGGCAGCAGCUGCUGCUUCUUCAGGCUUCACUCAUGGUACGAUGCAAAUGAGGGAUGAGGAGGAGUCGAACGUGAGCUCAAGGAAGCAUGAGGCACGAGCGAACGAGAGGUCUACUAUUUCACAAGUUACGAUGAACAAAGUGUCGAAAGGUGGUCAACCAACAGGAUCUGACCGUCUCAAGAAGGCUGUUGUGGAUUAUGUGGCCUCAUUGCUCAUGCCUCUUUAUAACGCGAAGAAAGUUGAUAGGGAUGGUUACAAGUCAAUCAUGAAGAAAGCUGCCACCAAGGUCAUGGAGCAGACUACCGAUGCAGAGAAAGCAAUGGCUGUUCACGAGUUUCUUGAUUUCAAACGCAAAAAUAAGAUCCGAGCGUUUGUGGACGUGCUGAUUGAAAGACACAAGGCAGUGAAGCCAGAUGCCAAAGCAGGAUCUUCUGAGAAGGAUUAA
Molecule: messenger RNA, 4218 nt
Organism: Striga hermonthica
Lineage: Eukaryota; Viridiplantae; Streptophyta; Magnoliopsida; Lamiales; Orobanchaceae
Source: the annotation of a GenBank genome assembly